CGUCUACAAAGCGGAGAUGCCUCGAUCGGCCACCGUACUCGCCGUGAAGAAGCUAUGGAGAUCCGCCGCGGAUAUCGAGGACGGAACCACCGGAGAUUUCGUCGGCGAAGUGAACCUCUUGGGGAAGCUACGGCACAGGAACAUCGUGAGGCUCCUCGGAUUCUUGUACAACGACAAGAACAUGAUGAUCGUGUACGAGUUCAUGCUCAACGGCAACCUCGGCGACGCGAUUCACGGGAAAAACGCCGCCGGGAGGCUCUUGGUGGACUGGGUGUCGCGUUUCAACAUCGCGCUCGGCGUAGCUCACGGCCUCGCUUACCUCCACCACGAUUGUCAUCCUCCGGUGAUCCACAGAGACAUCAAAUCGAACAACAUCUUGCUCGACGCGAAUCUCGACGCCAGAAUCGCCGACUUCGGCUUGGCCAGGAUGAUGGCGAGGAAGAAAGAAACCGUUUCGAUGGUCGCCGGUUCUUACGGUUACAUCGCUCCCGAGUAUGGAUACACACUGCAGGUGGACGAGAAGAUAGACAUUUACAGCUACGGCGUCGUUUUACUUGAGCUGUUAACCGGAAGAAGACCGUUGGACCCGGAGUUUGGAGAGUCUGUGGAUAUUGUGGGGUGGGUGAGGAAGAAGAUAAGAGACAACAUAUCUUUGGAAGAAGCAUUGGAUCCUAACGUUGGAAACUGCAGAUAUGUUCAAGAAGAGAUGCUUUUAGUGCUACAAAUAGCUCUUCUCUGCACCACGAAGCUCCCUAAAGACAGACCUUCGAUGAGAGACGUGAUAUCGAUGCUCGGGGAAGCUAAACCGAGGAGGAAAAGCAAUAGUAAUGAGGAAAACACUAGCCGUGGUGGCUUGGCCGAGAAACAGCCAUCGGUGUUUAGUGCUUCACCUGUAAAUGACCUUCUUUAGGGUGUGAUGGAAGAAGAAGAGGAGACAAGAAUGUGGCUUAAAACUGAUGUGUAUGUAGAAGAGGGAGAGAGAGAGAUAUUUGAUCCUUAUGAUUUGCCGCUUUACAUGUAGAAUAACUUUGCUCUCUUUACAGAUAUUUAUUAACUUGUGCAUUGCUCUGAAACGUUUGGUGAUUUACAAACUUGAACAAUAUAGCUAACUAAAUAAAAUGGCAGAGCCAAGGCAAAGAUAUUCUUACAUUGUUGUUGUCUUCUCUUUGAUCUG
Messenger RNA from Raphanus sativus (radish), 1174 nucleotides. RefSeq names its product MDIS1-interacting receptor like kinase 1-like. The transcript has 2 exons. Gene Ontology annotation, biological process: protein phosphorylation. Gene Ontology annotation, molecular function: protein kinase activity; ATP binding. The record is from RefSeq and is a predicted model, not a curated record. Lineage: Eukaryota; Viridiplantae; Streptophyta; Magnoliopsida; Brassicales; Brassicaceae. The coding region runs from base 17 to 910 and encodes 297 amino acids.